Molecule: messenger RNA, 678 nt
Organism: Nomia melanderi (Alkali bee)
Lineage: Eukaryota; Metazoa; Arthropoda; Insecta; Hymenoptera; Halictidae
Gene: Ccdc58
Product: Coiled-coil domain-containing 58
Cellular component (GO): mitochondrion; mitochondrial intermembrane space
Source: RefSeq, a predicted model, not a curated record
UGUUUAUUGUACUUGUACUCAUCUGUAUAACAUUGCAUGCGUACAGUACUGUUGGUGAUGCACCAGUCACAAAUAUGGCAGCCAUGAGUGUAGAAUGUGGCGAUUUUUUACAAUUUCAGGAUACAUUGCGGAAAAUGCGACAAGUGGAUGAUAAUAUUAUUCACAUGUUAAAUACAACAAUUCCAACUGAGUCUUUUAAAGCUGAAAUAGACUCUACAGCAAAAUGUAAGGAUUUAUUUGAACAAAUUGAGACAAAUCAUAACAAAAGAGAACAGGCUAUUACAAAAUGCUUAAGCUCUUCAAGAGAAAAAGUAAUUCAGUUAAAGAAGGAACGGGACAACAACAAUGACAAUAUUCAACUUCUUAAAACUUUGAAAAAAGAACAAAAUACUAUGCGCUUAUUGCAAUCUGAACUAAAUAUAGAGGAAAUUGUAAGAAAACGGACACUUCAAAUAUUUUAUGAAAGAUGCCGUAACUUUUAUAAACCAUCGAGUUUAAAACUGUAAUAUUAUAAUACUACUGAAUAUCUAAUUAAUUUACAUAGUUGUAUUAUAUUUUUAUGGUUAUAAUUUUAACUGCGCUUAAAGAUGUGUAGUUUAUUAUAACCUAAUAGAAAUCAUAAUCAAAUGUAAUUAGACACAACCACAAAUAUAAUUAGCUACAGCAUUUAUUACAUAA